CCAGAACAACCAGAAGCGGAUAGAAAUGCGGUGGUGGGGGGCGUAGAGGUAGGCGGUUGGUGUUAUUACUACUUUCGAUCCUGCGGAGAACAGGACGAGACGAAGAAGACGUCUUGAGAACAGCGCCUAGGAGGAGGCUAUGGCAUCUCUUUGCCUCUCCAUAUGCUCGACCUCGAAACCCUUAGUAGUGCCUCAUGCCUCUGCAGCCGCCGUUGCUUCUUCUUCUUCUUCUUCUUCUUCUUCUUCUUCAUCGAGCCGCAGUGGUUGCCGGAGCUCUCCAUUUUUCUCCACACCGAUGUUUGGCUCUGGAUGCUUGAUAUCUUCCACUGCUAAUACUAAUCGGAGCCGGAGACGAAGGGGAAUGGUUUGUAUGGCUCCUGAUGAAGAAAAAUUGACCCGUCGAAAUCCUCUGGAUUUCCCUAUCGAGUGGGAAAGGCCCAAGCCUGGACGCAGACCUGACAUAUUUCCCCAGUUUAGCCCUAUGAAAACACCAAUACCACCCCCAUUGCCAUAUGAUCCUCCUGAAGAAGAUGAAGAAGAAGAAGAGAAAAAGAAAGAGGAAGAGGAGGAAGAUCCUGAAAAGGAAGAAGAACCAGGUCAGCCAGAGAAGCAGUAGCGUUUUGUCGCAGCGAGGGACCUUCAAUUUCUGGUGUCCUUUGUGUAACCACAUAGCUCUUGAUAGUUGUAUUUUAGCUUUUAGUGAUGCUGAUAGCAAGUGGAUGAAAAUGCAAUAAUCAUCAUCCAGUAAGAGUUUUGUCAUGGUGGUGUGUCCCAGUUUGUGCUGAAAGGGUCUUGCAAACACCCCCACUCCCCUUCUUGGAAUUUUUAAAGGCUGCAGGGUUAUAAGUAGGAGUUUUCAUUUCUUUUUUGGUUGGAAUAUGAAUAUUGUAUUGACAUAUUUGAUUAGUAAAUUCCAUUUUGAUA
Molecule: messenger RNA, 924 nt
Organism: Manihot esculenta (cassava)
Lineage: Eukaryota; Viridiplantae; Streptophyta; Magnoliopsida; Malpighiales; Euphorbiaceae
Product: coiled-coil domain-containing protein 9
Exons: 2
Coding region: 140-616 (158 amino acids)
Source: RefSeq, a predicted model, not a curated record